Hemicordylus capensis (graceful crag lizard) is the source of this 9946-nucleotide messenger RNA. RefSeq names its product GLI family zinc finger 2 (gene GLI2). Gene Ontology annotation, molecular function: RNA polymerase II cis-regulatory region sequence-specific DNA binding; DNA-binding transcription factor activity, RNA polymerase II-specific. Gene Ontology annotation, cellular component: nucleus. Gene Ontology annotation, biological process: smoothened signaling pathway; regulation of transcription by RNA polymerase II. The transcript is spliced from 14 exons. NCBI's taxonomy places the organism in Eukaryota, Metazoa, Chordata, Lepidosauria, Squamata, Cordylidae. Bases 562 to 5148 code for a protein of 1528 amino acids. The record is from RefSeq and is a predicted model, not a curated record.
UAACAAACCCCAACUGGGUCUCAAAAGUGUGGGAGAGAAGUUUCCUUUUCCCUCCCCCUUGCCCCCCCCCCACCCUCUCUCCGCUCCUUCUUUUUUAACUUUCCUCUAGUGGCGGUGGGCGAAAACAAAUCGCCUCUCUCUCCUCCCCCGGCUGCCUCCCUUAACUUCUCCUCUCGGGCGCGUGUGUAUGUGCGUGUGUUGAUGUCCUGCGUCGGGAUGAUGGAUGGCAGAGGAGGAGGAAGGCGCUAGCCGCCCCGAAGCUCCCCACAGUUUUUAAAACUCUCCCUCUCCUUCCCGGACGAUCCUCAAGGAGCCUUCGCGCCGGAGGAAGGGGAAGCCGCAGCCGGGAUUUUUGGUGGUAGCAGCAGCAGCUGGUGCUGCCGCUUUUCGCGAAGGGGUAGGAAAGGAGGCACAAAAGGGAAGGACGACAAACGACGCCCCCUCCCAGCCAGCCCUGCAGCGGAUGAUGGGGAGCUGGAUGCGCAGUCCUGAGCCGGAGCAGUCGCUGGCCGCGUGAAGAAGAGAACUUCUCCUCUUUGGGACUGAGAAGCUGGAAUAUGCAUGUCUAAGAUGGAAACUUCCACCUCAACUGCAGCUGGGAAAAAAGAAGGGAAAAAUGCCCUUCUGGAGGGUAAUGGCUUUACUGAUACAGGGAAGAAAACGGCUCCUUUAGCAGCAGCAGCAGUGGCACAAGGAGUUCCGCAGCAUAUUUUUCCAGCCUUCCACGCUCCUUUGCCAAUUGACAUGCGUCACCAGGAAGGAAGAUACCAUUAUGAACCUCACGCCAUUCAUGCUAUUCAUGGGCCUCCUACUUUGAGUGGAAGCCCUGUCAUCUCUGACAUCUCCCUCAUCCGUCUUUCUCCACAUCCUGCAGGACCUGCAGAGUCACCUUUCAACCCCCCUCACCCAUACAUGAACCCCCACAUGGAACACUACCUCCGAUCCAUGCACAGCAGCCCUACCCUCUCUAUGAUUUCAGCUGCAAGAGGCCUCAGCCCAGCUGACGUAGCUCAUGAGCAUCUGAAAGAGAGAGGUCUCUUUGGCCUGCCCCCUCCACCUCCAGGCGCUAACCCUGCGGACUACUAUCACCAGAUGACGCUCAUGGCCAGCCAUCCAAAUCCUUAUGGGGACCUCCUCAUGCAGAGUGGGGGAGCAGCCAGUGCGACACACCUUCAUGAUUACCUCAGCCCUGUCGAUGUGUCAAGAUUCUCCAGUCCAAGAGUGACUCCAAGAUUAAGUCGAAAGCGAGCACUUUCCAUAUCUCCAUUGUCUGAUGCCAGUAUUGAUCUUCAGACAAUGAUCCGGACCUCUCCAAAUUCCUUGGUGGCUUAUAUAAAUAAUUCCAGAAGUAGUUCUGCAGCUAGUGGCUCUUAUGGGCAUUUAUCAGCAGGGGCAAUAAGUCCAGCGUUCACAUUCCCCCAUCCAAUCAAUCCAGUGGCAUAUCAACAGAUUCUGAAUCAGCAAAGAGGCCUAAGCUCAGCAUUUGGACACACACCUCCCUUUAUCCAGCCAUCCCCAACGUUUCCUGCACGACAGCAUGUGGCUGUCAUCUCUGUCCAUUCCAGUCCCGCUCAGAUCAGCAACAGCAACAAUUGCAUAGCUGAUUCCAACCAGAGCAAGCAGAGUAGUGAGUCAGCUGUUAGCAGCACUGUCAAUCCAAUAAUUAACAAGCGCAGCAAAGUCAAGACUGAAAUGGAGACCCUUCCACCAGCUUCCCCGCCUACUCAGGAACAUCUGACAGACUUGAAAGAGGAACUUGAUAAGGACGAAUGCAAACAGGAGCCCGAAGUUAUUUAUGAGACCAACUGUCACUGGGAAGGGUGCACAAAGGAGUACGACACUCAGGAGCAGCUUGUCCACCAUAUCAAUAACGAUCACAUACAUGGGGAGAAGAAGGAGUUUGUCUGUCGCUGGCAAGAGUGUACACGGGAGCAGAAGCCAUUCAAAGCUCAGUACAUGCUGGUUGUGCAUAUGCGAAGGCACACUGGAGAAAAGCCACACAAGUGCACGUUUGAGGGUUGCUCAAAAGCUUAUUCGCGACUGGAGAACUUAAAAACACACCUGAGGUCUCACACUGGAGAAAAACCUUACGUCUGUGAACAUGAAGGCUGCAAUAAAGCCUUUUCUAAUGCUUCUGACCGAGCAAAACACCAGAACAGGACGCAUUCCAAUGAGAAACCCUAUGUCUGUAAAAUUCCGGGCUGCACGAAGAGGUACACAGAUCCCAGUUCGCUCAGGAAACACGUGAAGACUGUGCAUGGGCCAGAGGCUCAUGUCACCAAGAAACAACGCAAUGAUGUUCACCUGAGACCGCCUGCGCUCAAGGAGAAUGGCGACAAUGAAGCAAGUGCCAAGCAGAGCGGCAAGGCUGCGGAAGACCUUGCGGAGGCAAACAGCACCACCAGAAGCACGGAGGACUGCUUACAAGUCAAAACGAUAAAGACUGAGAAUUCUGUGAUGUAUCAGUCCAGUCCUGGUGGCCAAUCAUCAUGCAGCAGUGAACCGUCACCACUUGGGAGCACCAACAACAACGACAGUGGAGUAGAAAUGAACAUGCACAGUGGGGGAAGUCUGGGAGACCUGACUGCCUUGGAGGAUGGCACUCCUGUUGUGGACUCGACAGUCUCAUCUGGCAACUCGACAGUCAGUCUUCAGAUGAGGAAACACAUGACAACCAUGCAACGCCUUGAGCAGCUCAAGAAAGAGAAACUCAAGUCAGUGAAGGAUUCUUGCUCAUGGGCAAAUCCGGCACCGCAAGUCAGAAACACCAAGCUGCCUCCCAUCCCGAACAAUGGCUGUCUACUGGACAACAUGGGUGGUUCCUCUGCAGCACUGCCUAACCCAAGAAUAGCAGAGCUGUCCAUCAAUGAGGUGACAGUAUUGAACCAAUUGGCUGAACGCCGUGACAGCUCAACCAGCACCAUCAGCUCUGCCUACACUGUCAGCCGCAGGUCAUCGGGGAUAUCCCCUUAUUUCUCCAGCCGCCGUUCCAGCGAAGCGUCACAAUUUGGAAACCGCCCAAACAACACCAGUUCCGCUGACUCCUAUGACCCCAUUUCCACAGACGCCUCACGCAGAUCAAGUGACGCCAGCCGGUGUAGCGGAAUCCCAGGCCUUCUGAACCUCACGCCAGCUCAGCAGUACAGGCUGAAAGCUAAGUAUGCUGCUGCCACAGGUGGCCCUCCGCCCACACCACUGCCCAAUAUGGAAAGAAUGACUCUCAAGAAUAAAAUCUCCCUUCUUGAUGGGUUAGAGUCUGCUUUGCCUUCAUUUCGCCUUCCUCCUGGGCCAAGGCGUUGCAGUGACAGUAGCGCUUAUGGAUAUGGGGUCUCACCUGCAUUCCCUCAUGAAGUAUCAGGCAAUAAUGCAAGACGCGCAAGCGAUCCAGUGAGGAGAGCUGCUGGAGAUCCAGCUUCCCUUAACAGAGCCCAUUGUUUCAACAGCACCAUGAAUCCCCUUCACCCUCCUGUGGACAGAAGGAAUUUCAGCCUCCCAGGUUAUUCGCAAUCCGAUGGAAGUCUUGCCAGGCAUGUGUAUUCCCCACGGCCUCCAAGUAUUAGUGAAAAUAUCGCCAUGGAAGCAAUGGCUGGUGAGACAGAAGGUUCCAUUGGAGAUGAUGAUAUUGUGCUACCUGAUGAUGUAGUGCAAUAUAUCAAAUCACAAAACAAUGGGAUGGCUACAGAUAAUUCUUCCAUAGGAUAUGGUAACGAAAUGCAGAAUUUCCAAGUGAGUUCAAAGGGGCAACAUCACAACCUACUAAGCCAACGUAGGAUGGCUCUGCCAGAUGUGAGUAUUAAUCAUGUACCCCCAGUGAUGGGUGACUGCCAAAUAAACUUUGAUGUUUCCUCCAAUUUGAGUAAAAGCAACAUGCCCGUCCAGUGGAAUGAAGUUAGCUCAGGUACUGUUGAUGCAACCUCUGCUCAAGCCAAGCAACAGUUUCCUCAACGAAAUCUAGCUGUCGUCCAUCAGAAGCAAAACUUUGGCCAGUAUCAGAACUUCAAUCAUCAGCAGAUGCAGAUGGGUCAAAACAACAUGAAUGCCCCCCUACAGCAAUUUGUGCAGAAGAAUGCAAGCAUGGAUGGGCAAAGGUUAAACUGCAUGCACUUAAGACAGCAACAGGUGAAUCUAGGCCCUAGUAACAAUCCAGAUUUGAACUCACACGAAGGCUACAACCAGGUUCAUCAAAUGUUGAGUCCCAGUACAAUGGGCGGUGAUCUAGGUCAGAUUUCUCCUUCCUGUAACAACAUGCUAGUGAAGCCUCCAUCCCAUGUUCAUCCUCCGCAGAGAGAUGUUAUGACUGAUCCAACUUCAAUAGUCAACAGUAACAGAGAAUGCAUAAUGCACAAUCAGGCAAUGCAUGAAUCAGGGCAUCAGCCAAACUUUUCAUCUCAGCCAAGCCACACGAACCUCUCUAUGACACAGGAGGUGUUCCAACAUCCUUCUGCAUUAAUGACCUCAAACCAGCCCAGCUUUGAGCCACAACAAGAUAUAAUAGGUACAGUUGGACAGAGUUUCAUUUCUGGUAUGGUACAGCCUCAUCCCCCACCUAACCCCAGUCCAGCAAACAGACACCGAGGGAUACGUGCUAUGCAACAGUUGGGUUACAUGAGAACACCUCACCCAGCUAACAAUGUGAGCCCAGGGCAGGAAAGGGCAGAAGCUGCUGCCAAGAAAACAACUGGCAUGGCAUCAUCUCAGCCACAGCAAUGCAGCAAUAGUAUGAGAGAAAAUCAUUUGAUGCACUAUUAUGGUCAAAUACACAUGUAUGAACAACAUGAACCUUUUAAUAGCCAUGCAGAUUGCAGUGUAAGGCAGCAGCAGUGUGCACUGAACAUCAAGCCAGCUGCCAUGCCCUCUCCUGGAGCUAAUCAGGUUUCAAGCACUGUGGACUCACAGGUCCUGGAGCCUCCUCAGAUAGAUUUUGAUGCCAUCAUGGAUGAUGGUGACCAUUCAAGUUUGAUGUCAGGGACCCUGAGCCCCAGCAUUCUGCAGAAUCUCUCCCAGAACUCUUCUCGCCUUACGACUCCCCGAAACUCUCUGACACUGCCAUCCAUACCAGCUGGAAUUAGCAAUAUGGCAAUAGGGGACAUGAGCUCUAUGUUGACCACAUUGGCGGAAGAGAGUAAAUUUCUUAACAUGAUGUCUUAAUGCUUAAAGCACAACUGUCUAGAAGUAUCCAAGGGAUGACAUGCUAAGCAAUUUUAUGAAUGUGUUUUUUUUAAAAAAAAAUGUUUCCAUAGAGUAGUCUUUUUUUUACAAGUAUUAAAUACAUUAAAGGGAUUCUAAAUAAGGAAAAAUGUCUUUGUACAAACAUGUAUAAACUAUGUAAAAGAAACAUUGAAAGGAUGCACCUCUAGUAUUAUUUUUGUGCUUAUUUUCAGAGUGCUCAAAAACAACACCAGUCUAGAACAUGCCUCUCAAGUGUCCCUCUUUGGGAAAAACAGGCUGCAUUUGCCAUCUUAAAAAACAACAACAACUGACAGACCCAAACCCCUUCCCAUCAUUUCCCAAACCUUCAACCUGGAAAAUGGGACUUUUUACCAAAUAUGGUACACUAGAGAGCUGUAUGUGAAAAUAUUGUAUAAUGGUGCUUCAAAUGAAACUCUCCAUUGUAAAGCACACACAUUUUGCUGUCACUUUUUGAUUUUCUUUUCGUUACCAUUGCAAAAAUGGUAAUUUUUGUCACCCUUUCCCAUGACAAAUGGACGGGUAUUAUUUUGAUUGAAAUGCAAAAAGCCAUACUGUGUAUGCUUUAUGCUUACUGUUUUGCUUUGCGGCCAGAAGCCAUGUGCACACCCUCACACGCAGCAUUGUUUAUACCGCUAAUACAGCUCUUUGUACCUUGCUUAGCCAAGAAGCAUCAGCUCCUGAACAGCUUUGCAGCAAAGUGCCUUACUGUGUGUUAGUUGUGGAGUUGGCAAGGCAUCUCUUGUCCGUUAACGUCAAAUAAAGUGUAUCGCCAGAAGCAUAUAUAAAAUAAAGGUACAUUUAUAUAAGGCUAAAAUUUAGCAGUGUUGCUAAAAAGACAUUUGAGAGAGAGACAUUGAUGAGGAGGAGACAUAAAAGAUUAAUGCCCUAGGUUCUUUUCUUUUUUUUUAAUCAGAGGGUGUUUUUACAAGGUGGUUUAUAUCAUAGAAAAUAUAGUAGAGGCUUGAAAAUGCCACUAAUUUAAAAAUGUGUCUAGUAGGAGAAAGGUCCCUGCUGUGCAUGGCAUUGAAUGCUUCUCUAAAGAAUGUGGAUUACUCGCAGUGCACAUUGACUUCAUAAUGCAGUUGAAUGGCACAAAUAUCACACCAGAGCUAAUGAGUAGGAUGCUGUAAAAAUGCUGCAUAUAUCCUCACGUCACUACGUUUGCCCAUUCUGAGGACCUUGCUGGAUCAGUUGUAUGAUAUAUGACACUACUUAGCUACAUAUUGUGUACAUCCUUGUGUAGCACAGUGGCUAACAUGCACGUUUGGAUGCAGACAACUCAUUCAGCUGUAAAGUUUACUAGGUGGCCCUGGGCAGUAUCACCUCUCUCAGCCUUUCCUAGCUCUCAGUGUUGUUGUAAGCCUAAAAUAUUACUCUGAGUUCCUUGAAAGGACAGGAUCCAAAUGUAAAAAUAAAAAAGAUGGAUCGUUAAGAUCAGUGUGGAAUGCACACCAUUACUGGUUCAUAAAAACAAGCGAUGCCAUUGUUCUUUGCAAGACACAUGGCAGUUGCGCAUUCAAAUGUGCAUAAGUACUGUUCCCCACAGUUAUACAGUUGCCAUGUGUUUGACAAAGAGCAGCUGUUUGUAUACAUCAUAACACCAACAGAAAGAUAUCCCUACCCCGCCCUUGUCAUAGCGAUUGUGGGCAUGAUAAAGUAUUCUCAAGUAUUCUGUGCUGUAGAGUUCAUCCAAUGGAAGUAAUUACACAGCAUGAUUCUAUAGGAUCUCACUUCACAGGCCUGUGUGCCUAUUUCAUGCUUACGCAUUGGGUUUCUCACACUGUAUUAGGAUUAUAUAUUCAUGGAAAUGAGAUGGGGCUUUUUUUUUUUUUAACACAUUUAUGUAAAUGAAAGUUUGUUUUCCAAGCAUUUCUUUAAAUAUACACUGUUGCUGAAAGUUAGAUCAGGCAAUGAUUAUUUAAAGGCAGAGAUGCCAAUCCAGAGAAGUCUGUGGGAAGAACACCACAGCCAAAAUGGCAGCUGCCAACUGCAAUUGGGGGAAGGAGUGGCUUGCAAAAAUAAGAUAUGUAAUUUAGGUUAAUCUUUUCAAGCACAAAUUGCUGGCAUUCCAUGUCAAAACAUGUAAAUCACUAAUCUUAGCUAUUUUUACUAUACGUUUUGGCUGAACAGAAUUUUGAAGGCUGAGCAGAGAUGUGAAAGCAUAAUGUACAGUAAAUCCCCUGCUUUAUAUAUUUGUCCUGUUGAUAAUGGUGAUAUUUUCCCAGUAUUUAUAUCUGAAUUGGAAAUAGGCAUUUAAAUCCUAGUCGGUUCUCAGCACAGCCAGCAUCCUAUAAAGGUGCAAUUUGUAUGAACUCAUGAAUGGGACUGUACCUCUGCAUGGUCCUAUACACGUAGCUACUGCAAUCUGUACAAUCACAAUAGCCUGUGAAGAUCUUUGUGACAGUGCAAGUCAUAAUGUCAUAUGCACAGUCCCCACAGAUACAUGUAGAGACCGUUCUCAUGACCAGCCCUGCCUGGUCUAGAACUACCCUACCCGGAUAGGGCAAGUUGUGAGAACUACCAGGAUUGCUUGCGAUCCCAGCACUCCUGGGUUUUGUACCCAGGCUAAAAGUGAGGUUGAAGGGCACACGCACCCUCCAACCUCACUGCCCAGUCUUGUGGGCGAGUGAGCUGCCAGCAGCAUCCUCAAACAUAGAAUCAGGAUGAAGGAGCAUCCUGGCAGCCAGUAUUUCCCCAAUGCACCAUCCGAGCAGCACAGUGCAUUGUGGGAUUCCUGGAGGCUGGGCUUCACUCCCCCUCCCAGCUCUGGAUCACUGCACCGCUCAUCGUGGUGGCAAUCAUGUAGGUGAGCAGCACAGUGAAGUACAGAAGGAGCCGUGAUUGUGUGGGGCAAGGUAGAUAUCAUCCUGCCUUCCCCCUCCUCCCUCUCAAGCCCCAGCCCAAUCGGUCGUGUGAAUGGUUGGGCUUAUAGAUUUGUACAAGUGGCAUCUCCACACAAUCCUUGCUGAGCUGCAGGUUUGCUGGUGGCCUCACACACACACCCCCAAUGGUAAUCACCUAGGCAACUCUGGAUGGAUUAAUCAGCCCUAAAUGACUAUGAGAGUAAACCUUCAUAUAAUCAUUUAGGGCACUGUAACUUCAUCAAUUCAGGGUUAUCUAUCAUGGCAGAUGUAUAGGCAAGGCAGUAUAUAUCCUGCUUCCUCUCCAUGCACUACCCACCCCACAUCUCUUAUUUAAUAAUGAGAUGGCAUGAGAUCCGGAUUCUUAGGUCAAUUUUUGUUGCUGCAAAGGCUCCACAGGGUGACUUUUCCACACCACUCUGAUGUACAUUCAUUUCAGUAGAAGCAUCCAAUGUGGUAAAUAUUAGAUCUUAUGGCAUUUGUGAUGACAGAUGUAUCAUGAAAAAAAUGGCAGGUUCAAUUUACCUUGGUAGUAUCUUUCCCCUGAUAACUGAGCAUAAUUAGAAGAAUUUACUCUGAACUCUGUUUUGCCACUUUAAGAGCUAAUCUGACUCCCGCUGAAAAUCAAUGUAAAAUUCCAAAAUACACUGGCUGGCAUGAUAUGUAGCAUUCUAAUGACACUGUGCACUGCGUCAGGACUGCUGAAGACUCUUAAGGUAGCCUUGGCGCUGCUGAAAACAAGUGGUUGUGCAAGCAGCACUACCAGUUACACAGUGAGCAACAUCACCAGAAUGCUACAUAUCAUGUCAGCCAUUAUUAUUGUCACUCACACAGGUGGGGAUGGCUAAAAAGACUAAAGUCUUCCAAGUACUGCAGUAUCACACAUUCCAACAGCAUUGCACAUGUUAAAAUAAGGAAAUAAUGUUUAUUAAAAAAAAUCUCCUCUAUGAAUGAAUUUUCGGAAGUGAGCUAGAUUCUCUCUCUUUAGUUACAACAGCAAUAUAACUGUCAGCCUAUUAAGGAAAUUGUUCUGUUCUCAGGGCCGUGAACCUCAAAUAAUAACUACAAACAUUGCCAAAUCUGGUGGGGCUUGGCCAAGUGCUUUUGCGGGUCCAGGUUUGCAGGGGGCCCUUGACCCUGUGUGAUGGGGCACCCAUUCUGGCAGGUGCCUUUUUUAUUUAUAAUGUAAUGCCUCUACUCCUGAACUUUCAACACAGGUUUAUAGGUAAAGGAAGCUUGUGGUUGCCAUUGUAGCUGUCAAGGAGUACUCCAAGCUGCCGCUGCUAAAGUAACCUCCCUCACAAGGUUUUGUGGGAUGCUUUCCUGAGCAGUAGCAACUGCAGCUUGGAGCACUUUUAUUGCCAGGGGGCAAUAAUGGGCCCUUUCUUGGUUCUGGGCCCUUGGUCCAGGUUAGCCAACUCUUGUCACUGGUCCAGACUGCAAACAUUACAGAGUGGCUUGGUUAUGGGAAUGCUGAUCACUGAACUGCAUGUCACAGAUAGUGUUCUUCUGAUGUUGAAUUAAGGUCUAGGGAGUAGGUCAAGUACCUUUUGGGAUCUCAGGUAUUUGAUCAGAACUUUGCAAGGAGUCUUAUUCCGUGGCUGUAUAUUAGAUAUGAGAGCUUAUAAGCUGAGAGAGAAAUCAGACUGCCCAUGCUCGUCUUCAGCUUUACAAUGGUGGUCUUCCUUUAUUUACUGUAAUAGCAUUAUAACAACCAUACUGGCUCUGUAUAUAUUCUGUAUAUAGACAUUCAUUAUUAAUAAGAGUAUUGUAGCUGAACUGUCUUUAUUUCUUAAGGACCCUUUUAGCUGUUUUCUACAUCGUAAGGAUGGCAGUAACAUGCUGAAACUGUAUAUAAAUGUUUUGUACAUUAAAAAUGUAAUUUUUUUUCAUAA